Henningerozyma blattae CBS 6284 is the source of this 630-nucleotide messenger RNA. It is a transcript of the gene SBA1, whose product is annotated as Hsp90 cochaperone SBA1. Gene Ontology annotation, cellular component: cytosol; nucleus. The transcript has a single exon. NCBI's taxonomy places the organism in Eukaryota, Fungi, Ascomycota, Saccharomycetes, Saccharomycetales, Saccharomycetaceae. Gene Ontology annotation, biological process: chaperone-mediated protein complex assembly; protein folding. The record is from RefSeq and is a predicted model, not a curated record. The coding region runs from base 1 to 630 and encodes 209 amino acids. Gene Ontology annotation, molecular function: protein-folding chaperone binding; Hsp90 protein binding.
AUGUCCACUAAGAUUCUAACUCCUCAAGUUCAAUGGGCUCAAAGAUCCAGUGAAACUGAUGCUGAUAAAAACUAUUUGCUACUGACUAUCAACAUUCCAGAUUGUUUAAAUCCAAAAGUUUCGAUUACUUCCACAAGCUUAAAGUUCGAAGCCAAUUCCAAAUCUCAUGAAGGUAAUGAAGAAGUUAAACAUAAAUAUGAAUUUAGCAUUGAUUUCUUCAAAGAGAUUAGCGAAGAAAAAACAAUGAAUAAAAUUGCCAAUGGCCAACAUUACUUCUUGAAAAUUUAUAAGAAAGAUUUAGGUUUAGAAUACUGGCCUCGUUUAACAAAGGAAAAAAUUAAGUAUAAUUUUAUCAAGACCGAUUUCGAUAAAUGGGUUGAUGAAGAUGAACAAGACGAAGUUGAUGACAACCAAAAUGAUAUGGAUUAUAGUAAUAUGAUGAUGGGUGGCGCUGGUGCUGGUGGUGCUGGUGGCAUGGAUAUGGCUGCUAUGUCACAGGCCAUGGCUGCCAUGGGUGGUGCCGGUGGUGCCGGUGGUGCUGGUGGAUUAGACAUGGAAGCUCUAAGAAAGACCAUUGAAGAGAGCGGUGGUAAUAUUGAUGAUUUUGCCAAGGGUGUCUCUGAUGAAUAA